GAUUAUCGGAAUGAAACCUGCUCCGCACCACUAGGAGGCAGUUAUGCAGCUAUCCUUUGUUUACCAACUAGUGCGCCAUCAAACAGAAGAAGGCGAAGGUUUGCCGCUUGCUAGCGUGUGGGUAACAAUACAAGUAUCUAAGCAAUUUUCUGAACUGUUGUCUAUUUGAUUGUUUGGACGACUUGAAGUCACCUUAUCUUCGUUUGUUAGUUUUCCUUCGUUUGAUGAUCAUAUUCAGAACGCGGAAAAAGGUACAAAUGGACGACCUGAACGACGAGAACCUACAAAAGAAACCAGUGGUUGUUUUGACUCGACUCCCGGAGUUUACGCUCAAUGCGCUUCAACCACCGACACCCCAGCAGUUCGACAGCGAAGCCGAGUCCCACGGCAGCUCCGACUCCGACAUGCUGUGGGAACCCGGGGACGAUUCGGGAGACUCGGAUUUUGGAGCUAAAAAGAAAACCCAGCAUAAACACAACAAUUCUAAACACAAAAAGGCGAAUGAAGUGACAGUGCCUACACCGUUAGGGAGCAUCAACAGCCUCAGCAACAGCAGCGUCUGCAAUAACGACGGCAACACCACCAACAAAGCUGCUGAAAUAUCCCCGAUCAUAGUGUCUGCAGCUUUUGCCAGCCACUCAAACGAAACGAGAAACGUGCGGCCUGAUUUGCCAGAGCCAGAAAUUAAGUUGGACAUGGUAGUCCUGGCCAGGAGGAGAGUCACGAGGUGGCAACGAGGCAAAAUAGUGGAGAUAAUCAAUAAGGACGACGGACGAGUAAAAUAUAAAGUGAUUUUUGACGAGAAGGGGAAGAGCUUGGUAUCGGGACAUCACAUCGCGAAGGAAACCACUCCAAAGCUGGACCAACUGUACGUCGGAGCCCGAGUUUUAAUUCAGUCUCCAGAAGAUGAGCAGUGCUUCCUGCCUGGACUUUUGUCUGAGCUCCCCAGCAGAAAGAAUCGCUUAAGGUUUCUGGUGUUUUUGGACGAUCACACACCAGUUUAUGUCAGCUUACCAUCACUUUAUCUCGUUUGCAGACAAAUGGAUGAUCCUUUAGGCGACCUUCCAGAGAGUCCACACAAGUGCUUCAUGGCACAGUACUUGAGGAGUUGGCCGUAUCCACACCUAACCCACUAUAAAGAGGGACAAAUCCUUAAAAUAGAACUGAAUGGAGUCCAUCAGAAGUGUCAUGUUGAGUUGGUUGAUUGCAGCUUGAUGAAGGUUGUUUUUGAGGAAAAUGGGGAGACGGACUGGAUCCACCGAGGCUCCCUACGACUGGAGCACAUGUCCAAGUUCUUGGAGUUGAAGCAGAAUCGAGGAUCCAAGGCAGAUGAUUCUGACUCUAAAUGACCUAUAAAUUGUUGUUAGAGAAAGAAGACAUUAAAAGAAAAAAAAAAAAAUCAUUUUGACCUGUAAAUACAUGUAUCUUUCUGGC
Messenger RNA from Poecilia latipinna (sailfin molly), 1434 nucleotides. Its product is annotated as histone-lysine N-methyltransferase SETDB1-B-like. Gene Ontology annotation, cellular component: nucleus. The transcript has 7 exons. The coding region runs from base 225 to 1349 and encodes 374 amino acids. The record is from RefSeq and is a predicted model, not a curated record. Gene Ontology annotation, biological process: negative regulation of gene expression; heterochromatin organization. NCBI's taxonomy places the organism in Eukaryota, Metazoa, Chordata, Actinopteri, Cyprinodontiformes, Poeciliidae. Gene Ontology annotation, molecular function: histone H3K9 methyltransferase activity.